UUACUAUUGAGGUACACUACGUAGUGGCAAAGUAGAUUAGGGCGUAGCAGCAGACAUCCACAUCCAAACACGUGUGCAACACAUCCAAACACGCGCCGUUUGUGUGAGAUAGCUGCAAGCUCCAAGAAAAAACUCUUCACCAAAAGAGAUCUACUGUUUGGGAGGAGUGAAUGAGAGGCGGGGGGAGAACUUUUUUGCUUCCUGAGAACUGCACCAUACUGUUGUCUUCACCGUAUUAGAUGAGCUUUUUUCAGCAGCUGACGCUGUAGUUUGACACUGUUGGUGGAGGGCUGAAGGAUACGCAUUCUUCCGUAAGAGAAAACUACACCAGUGACAAAUGACGACUGCUGUUAAUUCACCACGGGACAGAUAUAAUGCUGUCUGGAUUAUAUUUUUCAUCCUGGGGCUGGGAACGCUUCUGCCAUGGAACUUCUUCAUGACUGCUACUCAGUACUUCACCAGCCGUCUGAAGGAUCCUGCUAUGAGUGCAGAACCUCAGAACCAGACCAUGGCUGACUCGCGUAGCGUCCUGGAAUCGAAGUUCAACAAUGUGAUGACCCUGUGUGCCAUGGUGCCGCUGCUCAUCUUCACCUGCCUUAAUUCCUUCCUCCAUCAGAGGAUUCCUCAGAAAUGGAGGAUCUCCGGCAGCCUCUGUGUGAUCCUGGUGGUGUUUCUCAUCACCGCAGUGUUGGUCAAGGUGAACAUGGAACCUAUGCCCUUUUUCACCAUCACCAUGAUCAAAAUCGUCUGCAUCAACUGCUUUGGUGCGAUUCUGCAGGGGAGUCUCUUUGGACUGGCAGGAUUGCUCCCAGCUUCCUAUACCGCACCAAUCAUGAGUGGUCAGGGGUUUGCUGGAACAUUUGCAGCCUUUUCCAUGAUCUGUGCAAUCGCCAGUGGCUCAGCGAUACAGGACAGUGCUUUUGGUUACUUCAUCACUGCCUGUGUCGUAAUUGUUCUGGCCAUCGUUUCUUACGUUGCCCUGCCCAAAAUGGAAUUUUUCAAGUAUUAUGCCGACACCAGCAUCCCCAAACCAAGCAGUGAUGAGGAAAACAAGAUGGACCUUUUGACCAAAGAGCACUCUGAGGAGAAGCAGGCAGUAGUGAGUCUGACCGAUGAAGAGACUGCACAUAACACCUCUGUGUUUGCCAUCUUUAAAAAGAUCUGGGUGAUGGCCCUUUCAGUGUGCUUUGUCUUCACCAUCACUAUUGGAAUAUUUCCUGCUGUAACUGUGGAAGUCCAGCCCACUGGGGAAGACGGUGGUGAUUGGCAAAAGUACUUCAUUCCCGUGUUCUGCUUCUUGCUCUUUAACUUGAUGGACUGGGUUGGACGAAGCUUAACUGCAAAGUUUAUGUGGCCUGGUAAAGACAGCAAGUGGCUUCCUGUGCUGGUGCUGGCUCGAGUCAUAUUCGUCCCCCUCUUCGUUCUGUGUAACGUGAAGCCCAGGAACAACCUUCCCGUGGUGUUCACUCAUGAUGCCUGGUACAUCGUGUUCAUGAUCCUCUUCUCAUUCAGCAACGGCUAUCUGGCCAGCCUGUGUAUGUGCUUCGGACCUAAGAAAGUGGCUCAGCACGAAGCAGAGACAGCCGGAGCCAUCAUGGCCUUCUUCCUGUCCUUAGGUCUGGCCCUGGGGGCUGCACUGUCCUUUGGCUUUAGGGCAAUGAUCUAAUACUCUUUACUCAGUACGUACUGCUUUCUAGGGGGAAAAGGACAGAAACACUGCCAAAACCUGUGCUAUUUGGAAACACAUGGAUUUGGAAUUUAAGUUGAACAGUACUGCAGCUCUGCCUCAAGAGAAAAUAUCACUUAUG
This is a messenger RNA of Hemibagrus wyckioides, 1808 nucleotides long. RefSeq names its product solute carrier family 29 member 1a (gene slc29a1a). Gene Ontology annotation, molecular function: nucleoside transmembrane transporter activity. Gene Ontology annotation, biological process: uridine transmembrane transport; nucleoside transmembrane transport. NCBI's taxonomy places the organism in Eukaryota, Metazoa, Chordata, Actinopteri, Siluriformes, Bagridae. Gene Ontology annotation, cellular component: plasma membrane. The transcript has 14 exons. Bases 338 to 1666 code for a protein of 442 amino acids. The record is from RefSeq and is a predicted model, not a curated record.